Molecule: messenger RNA, 1461 nt
Organism: Mus caroli (Ryukyu mouse)
Lineage: Eukaryota; Metazoa; Chordata; Mammalia; Rodentia; Muridae
Gene: B3gnt8
Product: UDP-GlcNAc:betaGal beta-1,3-N-acetylglucosaminyltransferase 8
Biological process (GO): protein O-linked glycosylation; poly-N-acetyllactosamine biosynthetic process
Cellular component (GO): Golgi membrane
Molecular function (GO): protein N-acetylglucosaminyltransferase activity
Source: RefSeq, a predicted model, not a curated record
GCGGGCUGGGCCGGCAGCUUGAGGACGCACAGCUGCUGCGAGGAGGGAGUCCGGGCAGGGCUUGACCCGAGGACCCCCAGAGCUGGCGGAGGCUGGACCCGGAGCCCCACUGGUGGCCCUUUCCCUGGGCCGGGUCAUGCGUUGCCGCAAGUGCCAGCUCUGCCUGUCAGCACUGCUCACACUCCUGGGCCUCAAAGUAUACAUCGAGUGGACAUCCGAGUCCUGGCUUAAAAAGGCUGAACCCCGGGGUGCUCUGCCCAGUCCCACACCACCCAAUGCUGAGCCCACUCUGCCCACCAACCUCUCAGCACGCCUGGGUCAGACUGGCCCACUGUCCUCUGCUUACUGGAACCAGCAGCAGCGGCAGCUGGGAGUCCUGCCCAGUACGGACUGUCAGACUUGGGGGACUGUUGCUGCCUCGGAGAUCUUGGACUUCAUCAUGUACCCCCAGGAGCUUCGGCGCUUCUUGCUGUCGGCAGCCUGUAGGAGCUUCCCACUAUGGCUGCCUGCAGAAGGCAGCCCUGUGGCCAGCUGCUCUGAUAAGGAUGUACCCUACUUGCUACUGGCUGUCAAAUCAGAACCAGGACACUUUGCAGCACGGCAGGCUGUGAGGGAGACCUGGGGCAGCCCAGUUGCUGGGACCCGGUUGCUCUUCCUGCUGGGGUCCCCCCUAGGAAUGGGGGGGCCUGACUUAAGAUCACUGGUGACGUGGGAAAGCCGGCGCUAUGGUGACCUACUGCUCUGGGACUUCCUGGAUGUUCCCUACAACCGGACACUCAAAGACCUGCUGCUGCUGACCUGGCUGAGCCACCACUGCCCCGAUGUCAAUUUUGUCCUGCAGGUUCAGGAUGACGCCUUUGUGCACAUCCCAGCCCUGCUGGAGCACCUGCAGACUCUGCCACCCACCUGGGCCCGCAGCCUAUACCUGGGUGAAAUCUUCACCCAGGCCAAACCGCUCCGCAAGCCUGGAGGACCCUUCUAUGUGCCGAAGACCUUCUUUGAAGGUGACUACCCAGCCUAUGCGAGUGGAGGUGGCUAUGUCAUCUCAGGACGCCUGGCACCCUGGCUGCUGCAGGCGGCAGCUCGCGUGGCACCCUUCCCCUUUGAUGAUGUCUACACUGGCUUCUGCUUCCGUGCCCUGGGCUUAGCACCCCGUGCCCAUCCAGGCUUCCUCACAGCCUGGCCAGCAGAACGUACCAGGGACCCCUGCGCCGUGCGAGGCCUGCUCCUGGUGCAUCCAGUCAGCCCCCAGGACACCAUUUGGCUCUGGAGACAUCUGUGGGUCCCAGAGCUCCAGUGCUGAUCCUCAGAGACAAGCUGGGGUUGGGGUGGGGGUGCUGACCUGGCCUGAGUCUCUCCUAAACCCUUCCUAACCAAGGUGGCAGACUAUGUUUAUCUACUUAUGGUUUUGAAAAAUGUGUCCUUCCUACUCCAAGGCCAGGAGCUAUUUCUUCCGUGGGA